Asterias rubens (European starfish) is the source of this 1181-nucleotide messenger RNA. Its product is annotated as retinol dehydrogenase 8-like. The transcript is spliced from 7 exons. NCBI's taxonomy places the organism in Eukaryota, Metazoa, Echinodermata, Asteroidea, Forcipulatida, Asteriidae. Gene Ontology annotation, molecular function: oxidoreductase activity. The record is from RefSeq and is a predicted model, not a curated record. Bases 1 to 1167 code for a protein of 388 amino acids.
AUGUUGCACUCAACCACCAUCGAGUCAGCCAGGGGGUUCUGUCCAACCUUGAUGAGUAACUUCUUGGUUCUUAGUGAUCAGCUUAAACCCACGCCAGGAUUUGAGACUCUUAUCUCCUACAGGCAGCAGGCUGGAGCCGACCUGUCCAGUGCAACAGUGCCUUGUGGCUGGAUGGUCGACUUUGGGUGUCUGGACCUUCAGAACCUAUCAACUGAUUUGAUGUAUGUGUCUAUCAGCCACAUCUCGGUUCUUGUGUUUCCUCUGCAUAGCGGACUGGCAAUGUCACCACCGUUAGUUGUUAUGAUUACGGGCUGCUCGUCAGGGAUUGGACUGGCUACAGCUACAUACCUAGCUAAGGAAGCCGAUCACAACUUCAAGGUUUAUGCCACAGUUAAGGAACUGUCUGACAUUAGUGAUCUUGAAGAGGCAGCUGGUGACUCAAAAGAUAAGAGCCUCUUCAUCCGAGAACUUGACGUGACUAAGAAGGUAUCAGUUAGGUCAGCGGUGGCAGAAAUCUUACAAGCAAAUGAUAAAAUCGACGUUGUCAUUACCAAUGCAGGAAUUGUAGCAGUUGAUUCUGAUUUAUACGAUGAAUCUUCCGAGAGCUUGGAUAUUGCUCAAGAAAUAAUGAACGUCAAUUUGUGGGGGUCUGCAAGAGUCAUGCAAGCUGUGUUACCGAGCAUGAAGAGUCACCAAUCAGGCCAUCUCAUCAAUAUUACAAGUGGAGCUGGUGUACAAGGGCUUCCCUUUGUAGGGUUUUACAGUGCAUCCAAGUUCGCAUUAGAGGGAAUGUCGGAAGGAUUGGCAGUAGUUCUUCAAAAAGGUUACGGGAUCAGGACCAGCAUCAUUGAAAUUGGAGCCGUUUCAACACCAUUAAAAAAAAAUGCCGAGGAGAAUGUGAAGGAAGCAGAUAUCUUUUUAAAUUGGGAUAAUACAACCUUAGUUCUCUUUAAAGAGUAUGCUGCGAAGGUUUUGCUACCGGCCAUGAACAUAUCUCGGCAUCCUAGGGAGAUUGGGCAACUCAUAGAGAAAGUUAUCCUAUCCAAUGAGCCUCACCUACGUUAUCAGUCUGAUGAGCAAUCAACUAAACUUGUUGCCUCCAUGUUGGUUGAUCCGACGGGGGAUUCCGUGAUUAAAAUCAACCAAGCCACUUUAAAUUGUGGUUAAAAAAGGAAACUAUU